AGCUGCUUCAGCUGCCCAGCCGUUCCCCACCGUUCCGCGCCCAAAAAACCGCCAUGGCGUCCGUGGCGGUCGUGGUGGUGGCCGCAGACCGUGGACACUUCAACUGGUCCCUGCCGCUGGCGGAGGCCUUGGUGACGGACGAUGUGGUGCAAAAAGUGGAGUAUUGGACCUCCGAAGAGUCACAGCCUUGGCUCGGCGGUGGCCUUCCGCCACAAGUGACCCUGGGUGGGAGUACUGGAAGCUUCAGUCAGACCAAGAAACUGGUGGAUGUUUUCACGGAACUCUCCAGUUCAGGCGACACGGACGAGGAGGGCGGAAGAGCCUUGGAGGAGCAUUUCGCCCAGGAAGUGCAAAGGCGUGGCGUAGCCCCCACCUUGGAGGAAGCCCUCAGUAAGACUACUCCGCCCCAAGAGGUCCAAGACGCCUUGCUACAUCGCCUCAAAAUGAGAGAUGUUGCCAUUGUGGUGUACGAACAGACUUGGUGUUCCUGGGCAGAAGCUGUGGCGCAGAAAGCGGCUGUUCCAUCAAUUGCUUUCCAGCCAUCCUACAUUGACGUUUUCCGGCACAGCGCGGGGUGCCCUCCCCGUGCUUUCCAGCAGACCUUCAACUUUGGAUCCGAAGGCAUGGUCUACACCCUGGCCAGCUGCUUGCGUCGCCAUGCGCCCGUCCCGGCGGGACGGCAUGCCGUGGGAGCCAUCUUGCCGAGAAGGAGGAGCCUGGCAGCUGCGCUACGGAGCGAAGACCAGGACCAGGAGCUCUUGACUUGGCUCAACUUGGACGGGCCGCCCGUGGUGUAUUGCUCCUUGGGAAGCCACAUGUUGUCGCGCGUGCUGGGUCCCGGGAGCCUGACUGCCUUGGUCAAGGGACUCCUGGCGGUGCCAUGUCGGGUGCUGUUUGUCCUGAGCAAGACAGCUCGAGAGUUUGCUGAUGCGGAUUCAUGGUGUGUUAACGGCAGUCAGGGACCCCAGGAUCCGGAGUUUGCGAAGCUCGCAGUGGAGGAGAAGGUGAAGUUGCCUGAGUGGGUGAAUCAGCCCGCAGUGCUGGCGCACCAUUCCACCAGCCUCUUCUUGAGCCACUGCGGGGCCAAUUCUCUGCACGAAGCCUUAGCGUGUGGCCGACCCAUUUUGGCCCUGCCCUUCUUCGACGACCAGUACUACAACGCCGCGGCGCUCGUGGAGGCCGGCUGUGCCCUGCGGAUUGCGAAGCGGCCAGUGGAGGCUCAGCAGGUGACAGCAGCUGUGAAAAAGCUUCUGUCUCCGGAUGCCAAGUUGGCUGCCGAGAAGUUGCAACAAGAGCUUGUGGCCGAAGAUGGCACACUGCAAGCCGCAAAGUGGGUGGCCCACGUCAUAGCCCAUGGGAACGCUUGCGCUGACCCGCUGGAUCCAUGAGAGUUGGAGCUUGGGAACCAACAAAAACGACCCGGACGUCCAGUCCAGAUGUGAAAAGCAUCUGGAAACCAG
Cladocopium goreaui is the source of this 1460-nucleotide messenger RNA. The record is from the annotation of a GenBank genome assembly. Lineage: Eukaryota; Dinophyceae; Suessiales; Symbiodiniaceae.